CUCUGUGAAAAAGUUACCACUGGAGUUACUACUGACAAAAGUACUGUCUUGGCAAGUGUAAUUGCUGCUUGCAGAAGGCUUUUCUCUCAACCUCCCAAAGGAUUUGAAAAAUAUUUUCCCGGUGGGAAGAAAGCUAGUGGAGCUAAAGGUACAGCUGGAGAAACAAAAGAAGCAAAGCAGGCUAGUGCCCGGCAGCCUAGUGGGACUAGUAGUGGAGGAGGCGGCAGUGGUGGAAAAAAAGGUGGCAAGAAAGAAGAAACUAACUGGUGGACCAGAUUACAGAAGGGUGACAUUCCAUGGGAUGUCAGGGAGUUUCGGAUGUACGUAGUAGGAAGUUCUUUUUUCUGGACAAUGGUGGUAUAUUACUUCUUCUUCAGGGUCCCUGGGAGAGAAAUCACCUGGAAAGACUUUGUCAAUAACUACCUUUCUAAAGGAGUGGUGGACAGACUUGAAGUUGUGAACAAGCGCUUCGUUAGAGUGAUCUUUGUUUCAGGAAAGUCUCCUCAUGAAUGGCAGUACGUCUGGUUUAAUAUUGGUAGUGUGGACACUUUUGAACGGAAUCUUGAAGCUGUGCAGCAAGAUCUGGGAAUAGAAGUGGAGAACAGAUUGCCUGUAGUCUACUCAACAGAAAGUGAUGGGUCAUUUCUCCUGAGUUUGCUGCCUACAAUCCUGAUUAUUGGUUCUUUACUGUACACGUUAAGAAGAGGUCCUGCAGGCUUAGGUCGAACAGGGCGUGGAAUGGGUGGACUUUUCAGUGUGGGUGAAACCACAGCGAAGGUCCUUAAGGAUGAAAUAGAUGUGAAGUUCAAAGAUGUAGCUGGCUGUGAGGAGGCCAAAUUAGAGAUCAUGGAGUUUGUUAACUUUCUGAAAAAUCCCAAACAAUAUGAGGAUCUGGGAGCAAAAAUUCCAAAGGGGGCAAUUCUGACAGGUCCUCCAGGUACUGGGAAAACACUGCUAGCUAAAGCUACAGCUGGAGAAGCUAAUGUACCAUUUAUCACAGUCAAUGGCUCGGAGUUCUUAGAGAUGUUUGUUGGUGUGGGUCCAGCUCGAGUUAGAGACCUAUUUGCCCUUGCUCGUAAAAAUGCCCCGUGCAUUCUCUUCAUUGAUGAAAUAGAUGCAGUAGGAAGGAAAAGAGGAAGGGGCAAUUUUGGAGGACAAAGUGAACAAGAGAACACACUUAAUCAACUGCUAGUAGAAAUGGAUGGAUUUAAUACAACCACAAAUGUAGUAAUUUUGGCAGGUACUAACAGGCCAGAUAUUUUAGACCCUGCUCUGAUGAGACCAGGACGCUUUGACAGGCAGAUUUACAUCGGUCCCCCAGAUAUAAAAGGAAGAGCAUCUAUUUUCAAAGUUCAUCUUAGACCUCUGAAGUUAGACACAGUCUUAAAUAAAGAUAAUCUAGCAAGAAAGCUCGCAUCACUAACACCUGGCUUUUCUGGUGCUGAUAUUGCUAAUGUUUGUAAUGAAGCUGCUUUAAUUGCUGCAAGGCACCUCUCAGAUGCUAUAAACCAAAAGCAUUUUGAGCAGGCAAUUGAAAGAGUUAUUGGAGGUUUGGAAAAGAAAACUCAAGUACUGCAACCAGAGGAGAAAAAGACAGUAGCCUAUCAUGAGGCGGGGCAUGCAGUUGCAGGGUGGUUUCUGGAACAUGCUGACCCACUCUUGAAGGUAUCUAUUAUCCCACGUGGUAAAGGACUGGGUUAUGCUCAGUAUUUACCCAAAGAACAGUAUCUUUAUACCAAAGAGCAGCUACUUGACAGAAUGUGCAUGACUCUCGGAGGACGGGUGUCUGAGCAAAUCUUCUUUGGAAGAAUUACAACUGGUGCCCAAGACGACUUGAAGAAGGUGACCCAGAGUGCAUAUGCUCAGAUUGUUCAGUUUGGCAUGAAUGAAAAAGUAGGUCAGAUUUCCUUUGACCUCCCUCGCCAAGGAGACAUGGUAUUAGAGAAACCUUACAGUGAGGCAACUGCCAGAUUGAUAGAUGAAGAAGUGCGGUCACUAAUUAACAUUGCUUAUGAGAGAACACUGAAUCUUCUGACUGAGAAGAAAGCCGAAGUGGAGAAGGUUGCCCUACGACUACUGGAGAAGGAAGUACUGGAUAAAAGUGAUAUGCUAGACUUGCUUGGGCCAAGACCAUUUGCCGAAAAAUCUACUUAUGAAGAAUUUGUUGAAGGCACAGGAAGUUUGGAUGAGGAUACAUCACUACCAGAAGGCCUUAAAGACUGGAACAAAGAGCGUGAGAAAGAGAAAGAAGAGACAGCAGAUGAACAGGUUGCUAGGCAGAUCAAAGGAGGGAUGCCAUUUUAACUGCAAAGUGUGUGGUGAUGUUGACUUGCACUCUGGAACAGAAACAAACUCACCUAGUCUGUACUUCAAAAAAAAAAAAAGUAUUUAUUCAAGCAGACUGUAUUAGGGAUGGGUGGAAGAGUGAUCUCUUGUCAUGAGAUAAGGAUAUUUUGCUGCCAAUUUCCAUAUGUGAUAUCAUCAGUUCACUGGUAAAACAUGAUCAUCUUUCAUUUGUCAGCUGAAGAACAAUAUGUUGGAUUUGAGCUGCAGUGGAAUGCCGGAACCGAGCCUCUCCAACUUUGAAACAGUUCAGAUUCGUGCACUGUGGCACUGGUCUCUCCUGUUUUAAAAUGUAUGUACGCUUA
Nestor notabilis (Kea) is the source of this 2648-nucleotide messenger RNA. It is a transcript of the gene AFG3L2, whose product is annotated as AFG3-like AAA ATPase 2. The annotation marks the transcript as partial. Gene Ontology annotation, cellular component: membrane; m-AAA complex. NCBI's taxonomy places the organism in Eukaryota, Metazoa, Chordata, Aves, Psittaciformes, Psittacidae. Gene Ontology annotation, molecular function: ATP-dependent peptidase activity; zinc ion binding; ATP hydrolysis activity. The record is from RefSeq and is a predicted model, not a curated record. Gene Ontology annotation, biological process: mitochondrial protein processing; protein-containing complex assembly. The transcript is spliced from 16 exons.